Messenger RNA from Scleropages formosus (Asian bonytongue), 2530 nucleotides. It is a transcript of the gene ro60, whose product is annotated as Ro60, Y RNA binding protein. The transcript has 9 exons. Lineage: Eukaryota; Metazoa; Chordata; Actinopteri; Osteoglossiformes; Osteoglossidae. Gene Ontology annotation, molecular function: RNA binding. The record is from RefSeq and is a predicted model, not a curated record. Bases 427 to 2058 code for a protein of 543 amino acids. Gene Ontology annotation, cellular component: ribonucleoprotein complex.
CAGAAAGAACUAUUUGGAAAAGGGAUUUCUUUAGCCAUUUCAAUGUGCUUAGAACUGUAGCAUAAUAAUCUAAGUAAAUCACUGUAAAGUUGGCUAACCCAAAAUGUCAUCGACAACGAGGAAUCGGCUAAAUAAAGUGUGGUGGUGGUGAUGAUGAUGAUGAUGAUGAUGAUGAUUAUGCAGGAAGGGAAGAAAUAAGAACUGCUGCUUUAUCACCGCACCCUGCGCACAGCGAGUGAGCGCUGAGCGCUUCAUGGCCGCCCAUUCCCAUGAGCCACCGCGGCCGCCCGUUGUCAAGGUCCCGUCCGUCGCUCGCGCACGGAGGCCUUCGAGGGCUGCGAAGGAGAGGGGCGCUGGAGGUCCGACCGGUGUCCCGCGGGUCUCGGUCCAGUCACGACGGAUUGGCGCACGCGGCGCAGGAAAACAAUGGAGACAACAGACUGCUCUGUGACUAAGACAUCUCCUUCAAGCAGCCAAGGACAGGUGCAGUGUCCCCAGGUUGGGGAUCCAUUGGAGGUGACCGACAUGACCCGAUUGCGGCGCUUCCUAUGUUUUGGAUCUGAAGGGAACACGUAUAGCGUCAAGGAGCAGCAGCUGGGCAUGGCCAACGCCUUGGUGCUGAUACGAUUAAUCGAGGAUGGACAAGGGUGUGAAGUGGUCGAGGAAAUAAAGAAGUUCAGCCAGGAAGGCAGGGCUGCCAAAACGAACCCAGCUAUUUUUGCCCUGGCAGUUUGCUCGCAGCACAAAGAUGCAAAAACCAAGCAAGCUGCCUUCGAGGCUGUGAAGGAGGUGUGCCACCUGGCCACACACCUGUUCUCCUUUGUGCAGUUCAGAAAAGACCUGAAGGAAGGCAUGAAGUGUGGGAUGUGGGGCCGGGCAUUGCGGAAAGCAGUGUCAGACUGGUACAAUGAAAAAGAUGCGAUGACACUCGCUCUUGCGGUGACCAAGUACAAACAAAGGAUUGGCUGGUCUCACAAGGACCUGCUACGACUUUCACACAUGAAACCAGCAAAUGAAGCUAUAGCAGUGAUAAAUAAAUAUAUCACUAAGGGAUGGAAGGAGGUCCAGGCAAUGUACAGUAACAAAGAAAACUCAGAUGAAAUUGCCAAAGUUCUACAGUACUUGGAAGCUGUAGAGAAAGCAAAGCAUUCUCCUGAUGAGAUGGAGGUGAUCCAUCUGAUAGAAGAACAUGGAUUGGAACCAGAGCAGUUGCUGACCAACCACCUGAAGUCCAAAGAGGUGCGCAAGACUUUAUUGAAAGAAAUGCCAGUCUCUUUGUUAUUGAGGAACCUGGGUAAGAUGACAUCUGAUAAAGUUUUACAGCCGGGGACUUCAGAUAGUGUGCUGGUUUGUGAGACACUCCAGAAUGAAUCUGCUCUGAAGAAGGCUAAAGUCCAUCCCUUCCAUAUCUUGGUGGCACUUCAAACCUAUCAGAAAGGCCAAGGGAACAGAGGCAAAGUGAAAUGGGAAACAGAUGAUGCAAUUCUCCAGGCACUGGAUAUUGCUUUCAGCAAAUGUUUUGUGAAUGUUGAGCCAACAGGAAAGCGAUUUGUGUUAGGUGUGGAUGUCAGCACAGCCGUGAGCAGCACAGUUCUGGGAAGUUAUGUUAGCACCACUGCUACAGCAGCAGUAAUGAGUAUGGUUAUUGCACGGACAGAGAUGGAUUUUCAAAUUUUAGCCUUCUCUGAAGGAGCUGUGGUUCCUUGUGCGAUUACAGCUGAUAUGUCUCUUGCUCAAGUAACAGCGGAACUAAUAAAGACGCCUGGUGGGGAGACUGACUGUGCCCUUCCAAUUCUAUGGGCUACAGAGGAGGAGAAGCCAGCAGAUGUUUUCAUUGUUUUUACCAACAACUUGACCGUAGUUGGAAAGGUCCACCCCACUGAGGCAUUAAAAAUGCAUAGACAGAAAAUGGGAGUGUCUUCCAAAUUAAUAGUAUGUGGCCUGACUUCAAAUGGCUUCACCAUCGCAGACCCUGAGGAUCGAGGAAUGCUUGAUAUCUGUGGUUUUGACUCUGGUGCAUUACGUGUCAUCCACAGCUUUGUUCUGGAUCUCAUUUGAAGGGCCAUCAAUAGCAGGGGAAUUUAAUAUGGAGAAACAUGAAAUAAUUACAAGUAGGAUUUAAAAGCACUUAUUGGUUCAAAGGAACAGUAAACCCUUAAGUGAAACAAAAAUGUUAUUGGUAAAAAGGUGCAUUGGGCUCUUUUCUAGAUUAAUCUUUAGAAAUGAUUAAGAUUUGUCAUCCAGCAGGCUGGAUGGAUAGAUAUGUGCUGAAUGGUAAAACAAUAUUAAAAAUUGUUCAGAAAAUGUUAUAAGUUUUCUGAGCAAUUUCAUGUCAAAGUGCAUCUUAAAUUGCUUUUUUAACAUACCUAUAAAUGGUCCAUCAAGGCUUUCAAAGUUCUCAAAGUAUAAUUUGACACUAAAGAAAACAGUGGGAAGAAAUUAAGCAUGAAUUUUUUAUGGAAAAAAGUUAAGCAUGCUGCUAUUAACUAACACUUGGGUGUAGAUUUAUCUAAGAGAGCUAUACAUUGUA